GGAGAAGCAGCCCGCAUCGCAUCCCUCGAUGCUUGAAAACAUACCUUAUCAAUUAUUUCGAACCUACCCCAAAUAUAAGGAUGAUUUUCGUCAUUUCACAAAAAUAAUACCACGUGAUAAAAAUUUAAAAAUUUACCAUGGUAAAAAUUUGUGGUCAGGAAUUGUAAACAGUAUGAAUAAUAACGGUGAUCUUCAAAAAUGAGAAAACAAUGUCAUAAUUCUGCAUGCUGCCCUCCACCGCUAUUGUCGCCAACUUUCUCCCUUAUCCACCGUUCUCCGGCGCCGGAAACCACCGUGAUCCGCUGCACACCGCCACGACACAGAUAAUAACCACAUCGUACAAAUGCAAAAACCAACCAUGAUCAAAUUUCUUCUUUAUGGGAUGCUCCACAGUUUGCUUAAAGUUUCAAGAACCAGUUUUUUAGUCAAAUGGUAAUGUUUAGUGAAUAAAGAUUCAAAAUUUAUUCAAAUUGAGGAAGGAUUUUUUAUGGGUUGACUAUCAUUUUCAAGUAUAUGCAUCUGGAAAAGGGCAUUAUUAUCAUGGUCUUGAAUAAUAAUGGACAAAAAUGAGAUGUAAAAUUGAUGCAAAUUGUUGAGUUGUUGUUAUAAAGGAGAAUAUGAAAGAAGGAAACGGGCAAGAGGAAUUGCCAUCAUCACCAUAUAGGGUAUUACAACAAAUCUCUGAAGAAGCAGUGAGAGUUGCUGGCGAAGCGUUACAAAAUGUUUAUUCUAGUAGUAGUUCAAAAUUUGCUUCAAGUGGUGUUGUUGGACAUAGAAGAAGUCGUAGCGAAAUAGUGACUUCUUCUGUUCAUAGAAGUGGUAGUAAUUUCAAUAAAUGGAAGUCUCAAAUGCAAAGGGCUUUGAAGAAUUGGGGUUCUACUUCGCAGGAAGACAGCUCGUUUUUAUCAUUUAAUCCUGAGGUUUUGGCUAAUCAAAAGCGACAGUGGUAUCAGCUUCACUCCAAAACCUCGGAUUAUAAGAAAUAUAAGGAGCCCGACGCGCUUUUUGAGCACUUUGUUAUCGUUGGUCUUCAUCCAGAUGCUAAUCUUGAGGAUGUCGAGGAUGCAUUUGCCAGGAGAAAGAAAUGGGAAGUACAGUUAGAAACAUCUGACAUGGUGGAUUUCAGAAUGCUUUCAAAUUGUGGUCCUUCAGUUCCAUCUCUAGAACCUCAGGUACUCUUCAAGUAUCCUCCUGGAAAGAAGCUAGCCAUGCGUUUGAAGGAUUUGGCAGCAUUUUGCUUUCCUGGAGGUGUUAAGGCACAUGUGAUGGAAAGGACACCAUCAUUUAGUGAAUUAAAUGAACUGGUCUAUGGGCAGGAGCAUUUAGGCAGAGAUGACUCAUCGUUCAUAUUUUCUCUUAAGGUGGCAGACAAUGCUACCCUGUAUGGUGUAUGUUUACAUGUACCAGAAAUUGUUCAGAGACCACCUGCUAUCUAUGUUUCUUCAUCACCCCUUUCGCAAUCAUCAAUUGGUCGCAGUCGGUUUUUGGUUUCUGCACCUCGCUGUUAUUGUCUUUUAACAAGAGUUCCUUUAUUUGAAUUGCACUACGAGAUGUUGAACAGUGUAAUUGCACAAGAGCGCCUGAAUAGGAUAACACAUUUUGUUAGUGAAAUAAAUCUCACUGAUUUUAUCCCUGCUGCAUCGAAAAUGAACGAUGCAUCAAAUGCAAGCGUCGAUUCCUCUUACAGGGAUGAUGAAGCAGAUUGGACAGCUUCUGCAAUACCAGUUGACAGUGCAAUUGCUCUUACUGCUGCUGCAGCUGGGAUAAUCGAUGACGAUGAGGUUCCCUCAUCAUCAUCAAAGUGGGAAGUUUCUUCGCCUGUAAGUCUCACUGCCAGUGAGGCAUCAGAUCAUAGUCAAACAAGAGGAUUUGGUAAGGAUGGGGGAAGGAACAUCCACUAUGUUGAUGAUUGUGUAUCUGAAGCCUCAGAAGUUCGAUCUGAUAGUACUGAAAGGGUUUAUGGAAUUCAAGACAAUUACCGAACCCCUGAGAGUGGGCCUUCUGUCUUCUCAAAAGUCCGUUCAUUGGAGCGUCUUGGAAGCUUUGAAUCCUUAUUUAGUUCAGCAAGAAGUAUGGCAUCCGAGGAAGAGGAUGAUGACUUAUUUUUCAGCAAUGAAAAGGAUGCCGGGUGUGAGAUGAUAAUGGAGUGGGCUAGAGAGAAUAAGAAUGAUUUGCUGCAAAUAGUUUGUAGUUAUCAUUCCUUGCCCCUUCCACCACGAGGAAGUAAGAUCAUUUUUCAGCCACUCGAACAUCUGCAGGCUAUUGAAUACGAGAGAAUUUCAGUUUCUGAGCUCGGAAUUAGUGAGAAACAUAUGGGUACAAGAAUGAAUGAUCCAGAUGAUGCUGCAAAGGUAAAUUUCCAUUUAGCCGCUGCUGAGGAAGCUGUUGGACUAUCUAUAUGGACAACCGCAACAAUAUGUCGUUCACUUUCAAUUGAGACCGUAUUGGCCUUAAUCACUGGUGUGCUUCUCGAAAAACAAGUGGUUAUUAUGUGCCCCAAUUUGGGUGUUCUAUCUGCUGUGGUGCUGUCUCUGAUCCCCAUUAUUCGUCCAUUUCAAUGGCAGAGUUUAUUCUUACCUAUUUUGCCUGGGAAGAUGCUUGAUUUCCUUGAUGCUCCCGUACCUUUCAUUGUUGGCCUGCAGCACAAACCAACUGAUUUGAAGAUGAAAAGCGCUAAUCUUGUCCGUGUUAAUGUAACCAAAGAUCAGAUAAAAUCUUGUUACUUGCCUCUACUUCCUCAACGUAAGGAGCUUCUAUCAGAACUACGGCCAAUCCAUGCCAAAUUGUCACGUGAAGACUCUGUUGCUCAACGACGCCCUAUAUACAGAUGCAGUGAAGUGCAGACUGAAGCUGCAGCACAAUUCUUGACUGUUAUGCGGCGCUAUUUGGAGUCUCUUUGUUCGGAUUUGAGGUCUCAUACAAUAACUAGUGUGCAAUCAAACAGUGACCGGGUUUCGAUACUGCUAAAGGAUAGCUUUAUUGAUUCUUUUCCUGGUAGGGAUCAACCUUUUGUGAAGUGAAGUGGACUUCCCUAGGCUUAACUUUUUUCAAGAAUGACCAACAUCACUUCCGUUGGGUAUAUAUUCUAAGUUAGUUCUAUACUGUAAUUGGUUCUAAUCUGUAAUUGAACCAAGUUCAGAGAGAUAAAAAAAUUAUUGUUCGAGAGAAAAACAUCUUGGAUAAGAUGCCAGCAAACUUGGUGUAAGAACAAGGACAUUUUUUUUCCAUGCCAUGCAUAUUACAUUCCAUACACAAGGAGGAGUGACCUAAGCUAAUUUCAAUUUGGUCCAUAUGUAUUAUGCUUUUUGAUCGUAACUCGUAAGGCCAUUGUUGGGUUAGUGUUCAAUAAUCCUCUUCUUCCCCAGCAAGUCUUCCUUGAGUCAGAUUAUUAGUUCAUCAAUGCAAUGUCGCUGAUGGGCAGGGUCGGAGCUAGGUUGGGGUGAGGGGGUUACCCCUUCGCCGGAAAAUUACACUGUAUAUGUCAGGUCUAAUUUGGGUUUCGGGAAUAUAUACUCUGUAAUGAACCUCCUUGACACAGUUGAGAAACUUGGCUCGGUGGUUAAGGGGGUUCAAUAUUGCCUCAACGUUGCAGGGUCGAAUCUCACCCGCUGCGCUUGCUGCAUGCUUUCCCCUAUUUUUAGCUUUGUACACUUUCAACCUUUCAGGUAUACUGUUAUCUAGGGAAAGACCCAAAAUAGUCCUUUAUAUUUGGACUCUCACUCCAAACGGUCCCUAUUAUUUGAGGUGGAGUACUAAUAAUCCUUCAUCUUUCAAAUAAUGGAGCACAUUUAGUCCUAACUAACUGAUUAUAUCUAUAUUCUCCGGAACAAAAAACUAAUUGCUACCACACACCAUGGGGACACUUGGAUAUUUUGAAGGGGUGACUGCAAAAAGCCUCUAGUAUUUUUUGCCUUACUCUAAUCAGAUAUGGUUUUGGCAUUGUAAUUUAUUUGUGUUUUUGUUAAAUCUGAUUAGCAUUGCAUCUCGCCAUUAUUCAGUCAUCUCAAUUCUUUUAUCAUGCGAAUAUGCCCCAAAACCAAAUGAUCAAUAAAAAACGGAGUUCUCCCCGAGUACAGACUUUGGGGUUGUAGGAGACCUAAGUUAGAGAAUUAAGUAAUUCGUAUAAGCAUUCAGAUAUAUUACUCCCCCUUUUGAAUUUACUUGAGUCGAGGGUUUAUCUGAAACCUCUCCACUGAGUAUGUAUUAUAAUAUUAGUAAUUCAAUGCUUACACCUUUUUUAAGAACCUUGACUACUUUCAAAGUAAUAUAUGAUUGAAGGGGGACACUUUCAUAAGGAAAAAAAAAAAAAAAACUUUAAAGUAAAGUAAAGUAAAACACUACAAAGUGAAAGGGAAAAAAACACAAAUUUUUUAAAGAAGUGGUCGAUGAGCAGGGCAUAAGUACGAAGAAAUGUUAAACAGAGCAUGAGAAGGCGGGUUAAAAUUUAGUGGGUUGAAGUUAGUUUUGCCUUCGCCGCUCCGCUUCAUUUUUCCAUCUUGUAAUUUUCGCGUGUCUACUUUAUCACAUUUUGAACCCCCUUGAUAAAAAUCCUGCCUCCGACACUGCUGAUGGGUCCGUGUUUUUCGUGGGGUGCGGGUGGGGGGUGUUGCACUAGUCACAUUAACAGAUCUAUCACUCGGGGCACAAAAUCAGACUUCAAUAUGUAGAAUAAUUUCUAAUAAUCAUCUGUUUCACAUUCUUGUGAUAAUCUCUAGCCUUUUCCAUGAUACGUAGUUCAUCUUUUUUCGUUUAGGCUCAUGUAUGAUCUCAUUGAUAUAUUCUCUUCUUUGUU
Molecule: messenger RNA, 4792 nt
Organism: Lycium ferocissimum
Lineage: Eukaryota; Viridiplantae; Streptophyta; Magnoliopsida; Solanales; Solanaceae
Exons: 19
Coding region: 618-3020 (800 amino acids)
Source: RefSeq, a predicted model, not a curated record